Molecule: messenger RNA, 1911 nt
Organism: Paramecium tetraurelia
Lineage: Eukaryota; Ciliophora; Oligohymenophorea; Peniculida; Parameciidae
Exons: 2
Source: RefSeq, a predicted model, not a curated record
AUGAUUAAGUACUUACUUUUUGUAUGUUUGAUCACAACACCUUUUGCCCAAACAUCUGAGGCAGUUGUAACUCAUUAUGAUUUGGAGGGCAAUUUGAUUUAGGAAGACAAUUCCUUACAAGUAUCUGAUGACAUUGACAGUAUGAAUUCAAUGACCAUGAAUUAAAAAGAUGUAUACUCAAAUGACAUGGACUCAAUCGGAACUGAUAGCAUGGAUUAUUAAUCACCAGAAUAAGAAUCUGUUGAAAGUAGCAAUCUUGAAGCUCCAAUGAAUUUAGAAUAAACUGAGAAUGACAGUAUGAAUGUUGACCCCAAUUCCAUGUCAGCCUUAGAUUCUAUGACAAUGAAUGGCAGUUUGGAAAACUCUAUGCCUGAAUAAGAUUCCAUGUACAGCACCAAUGAUCCAAAUAAUAUUAAUGCUGUUGAACCUAACUCAGUGGAAGAAGCAUUACCCACACAAAACACUGAGGUUUCUAAUUUGGCUGAUGCUAACUCAGAGGUUAGCAAUGAAAUACAGAACACUAAUUUGAUUGCAGAUCCCAAUGAAAUCAAUAUUGUUGAUCCAAAUAAUCUUGGAAUACCUUAGGAUAAUCAAAUUGAUGUUUAAAAUAUUUUAGAAUCAAAUGUUGGAUUUACUACUGAGACUAACGAUCCAAACAAUUUAAGCUAAAAUGAAGUUGAUCCAAAUAUGGCAUUUGAAGUUCUUACAAAUACAGAUAAUUUAUAAUCAUCUUCGGAAUUGGAAAAUGGAUUUGCUUAAAGUGAAGUUACUAUGGAAAAAAAUAAAGUGAAAGAAAUUCCUGAACCAAAAAACGAUGAGGAGCAUGGUUCAGGUUAAGGGGAAGAAAAAUCAGAAGAGGAAUCUGAAGAACAUUAAAAUGGUACUUAAUAAUCCAACCACGGACAUUCCUAGGGAUAAGAUAAUUCCAAUACUCCAGGAUUAGGAUCUGGUCAUCAUACAGAUUAAGGAGAUGGUGAUUAAGGAUAAGGAGAUGGUGAUUAAGGACAUGGUGAUUAAGGACAUGGAGAUUAAGGUCAUGGUGAUUAAGGACAUGGCGAUUAAGGACAUGGUGAUCAAGGACAUGGAGAUGGAGAUUAAGGACAUGGUGAUGGAGAUUAAGGACAUGGCGAUGGUGAUUAAGGACAUGGUGAUGGAGAUUAAGGACAUGGCGAUGGAGAUUAAGGACAUGGCGAUGGUGAUUAAGGACAUGGUGAUGGUGAUUAAGGACAUGGUGAUGGAGAUUAAGGACACGGUGACGGCGAUUAAGGAUAAGGUGAGGAAAACCAAGGAUAAGGAAAUGGAGAUUAAGGAUAAGGUGAUGGUGAUUAAGGACAAGGUGACGGUGAUUAAGGAUAAGGAGACUAAGGAUAAGGUGAUGGAGACUAAGGAUAAGGAGAUGGAGACUAAGGAUAAGAAGGUGGAGAUUAAGGAUAAGGUGAUGGAGAUUAAGGGUAAGGUGAUGGAGAUUAAGGGUAAGGUGAUGGAGACUAAGGAUAAGGUGACGGUGAUUAAGGAUAAGGUGACGGUGAUUAAGGAUAAGGAGAUGGAGAUUAAGGAUAAGGUGAAGAUAACUAAAAUGGAGUUAAGGGAGAACUUAAGGCAGUAGAUUCAACCACUAGUAAAUCAUUAGUUUAAGGAAAUUGUAUUAUCAUUUAUUCUUAAUGUAACUUCAAGGGAGAAUCCUUAGAAGCAUGCAAUAGUUUAAGCGAAAUUGAGGAAUUCAAAGCUUAAAUUAGAUCAAUAUAUAUCCCAGAUGGAUUGGGAUUGACAGUUUAUGAUGGCGAGAACUUUACUGGUAACCUACAUAAAUUCAAAUCCUCUUAGGAAUGUUUGAAAACCCCAUUAUCAUUUGCCCAAUUAGCCAAUUCUGGAAAUUAGUUGAGAGGAUAAAAUUUGAGGUCUAGAUAGUGA